UACAGCUUCCGAGACCACAAUCAUAUCAUUUUCUGUGGCUCAUGUUGUGCGCGUGUUAUUUAUGUUUUUAUCGUGUGUUGCAGAUUAAUACAACAAAUUAGAUAGUAUUAAUAAAAUGUGAAAAAUAUUUGUAUCUGUGUACCAAAGCCAUACAACAUUUAAAUCUAUAAAUAUAUAAGUAGUAGGAGGGGGGUAUGAAAAUGGUACAUUUAUCAGGCAUAAUCUGUAUCAAGAAAGAGGGCGGUCGCGAGGAGGAGCCGACCAACGCGGCGGAAGCGGCACCGGGCCUGCGCACCGAGCACACCUGCUGCUGCCUCGGCGUGUUGGUAGGCGUCUCGCUCAUCGCCGCCCUCGUAGCCGUGAUCCUAAUGAAAGAUAAUAACGUCGAAGUAACCGUCUUACGACAAGUACAUGUGCUCAUGUCCCACGGUGAACGCACGCCCAGCGAACGUGAGUUGGCGAUGCUGGGGACUCCGCCGCCGGACCACGUAUUCGCGCCCUACGGUGCCGGUGCUAUUACUAAUGAGGGCAAAAUGUUGACUUACGAGAUGGGCGCAUUACUUAGGAAGAGAUAUAAUGACUUCUUGGGACCUUAUUAUGAGCAAGAAACCAGCAUCGUGAUAGCGUCGAACACGAAUCUAAGUAAGAUGACAGCUCUCCUGAUAUCAGCGGGGUUGUGGCCGCCACCGCAGGAGCAAGUGUGGAACGACACUCUCAGCUGGCAGCCGGUGCCGUACAAAUACCCACCGAGGGAUAAGGACUUUCUACUCUACGAAGAGAACUGUCCGAGAUACACACAAGAAAAGGAGAGAAUUUUAGACGCAUACAUAAAAGAGGGCUUGUUGCUGCCUUACAAAGACCUUUUCUACAAGAUCGCGCAGAUGACGAAUAUCAACUACAGCACGCCGCAAGACGCUUACUAUUUAAACAAUUUGUUCCUAAUACAGGACGAUAUCAAAGUAGCGAACCCAAAAUGGGCAAAACAUGUGAAAAGAAAAUUGAUCGCAGCCGCGCAUGUGGAGUACCAGAUGAUGUUUCACGACAAUUUGUUGAAGAAACUCAGUGGUGGGGCACUCCUUCAACAAAUAAUAAAGGAGGCGUCAAACUCCAGUUGGCGUGUGAUAGUGCGAACAGGCACCCCGGUAAACGUGGCCGCCCUGCUGGCCGCUUGCGUGGCAGCACCUCCCCGUAUGCCCGAUCCGGGCGCGGCGCUGCUUUUCGAAUUACACGAAAAGUUACCACAACCGAACGAAAAGAAUACGCUGACGUAUGAACAGCGCUUUGGUUUUAAGAUUUACUACUGGGACGACGAUUCGGCCGAGCCUCGCCUGAUGGAGGUUCCUGGCUGCAACGCUUUCUGCCCCCUAGAGACAUUCAAAGAACUCACCGCACUAAUGGUGCCGGUCGACUUUACCAAGGAAUGCGAAAUGAUCGCCACUUGAUAUGUAUAGUGAAUAAUGUAGUGUAUAGUGUGACGAAGUGCAUAAGGCUGUGUUGUGUAUUUAGUAUUAGGCUUUACAGCUCAGGUAAUAAAGCACAUACUUGUAUUGAG
This is a messenger RNA of Cydia pomonella (codling moth), 1552 nucleotides long. RefSeq names its product venom acid phosphatase Acph-1-like. The record is from RefSeq and is a predicted model, not a curated record. The transcript has 10 exons. Bases 195 to 1442 code for a protein of 415 amino acids. Gene Ontology annotation, molecular function: phosphatase activity. NCBI's taxonomy places the organism in Eukaryota, Metazoa, Arthropoda, Insecta, Lepidoptera, Tortricidae. Gene Ontology annotation, biological process: dephosphorylation.